Nannospalax galili (Upper Galilee mountains blind mole rat) is the source of this 3685-nucleotide messenger RNA. Its product is annotated as schlafen family member 8-like. The transcript has 5 exons. Gene Ontology annotation, biological process: defense response to virus. Gene Ontology annotation, molecular function: tRNA binding. NCBI's taxonomy places the organism in Eukaryota, Metazoa, Chordata, Mammalia, Rodentia, Spalacidae. The coding region runs from base 219 to 2942 and encodes 907 amino acids. The record is from RefSeq and is a predicted model, not a curated record.
AACAGUUAAGAGGGGUGGCCCAACGCAGCUCACAGCGGCCAAAGCAAACCCACCGGGUCUGCGGAGUGGGCCUGGCAGCACGGUGACCCACCCAGGAGUGGAAAGCCAUCAGACCGGCAGACCUGGAGGGUUUGAGCCAGAAGUUCGGGUUCUGGAAGGAACGGCUCAAAUUCGUACCUGGUCUCCAAGUUCAGCUUUCUGUGGGCUGUAGGAUCAAUAUGUCAACAGAACUCUACUCGCUGGUGGUGCAAACAUCUCACCCAGACUUGGUCAUUGAUGCAGGAGUGGUGACUCUUGGGGAGGAAAACAGAAAAAAACUGGACGCGAUGAGGAGAAGGGAGGAGAAGCUGAGACUUGCUCAGGCUUCAUGUGCUCUGCUGAACUCAGGAGGAGGGGUGAUCAAGAUGGAAAUGGCCAACAAGGAUGAGCAUCCUGUGGAGUUGGGGCUGGAUUUGGAAAAGUCACUCAGAGAGCUUAUUCAGUCUUCUGAUUUACAAGCUUUCUUUGAGACCAAGCAACAAGGGAGGCAACUUUACAUUUUUGUUAAAUCUUGGAACUGCAGUCCUGAAGAUGGUUCCACUAAGCCUCGCAUUUGUAGCCUGAGUUCUUCCUUGUACCGUCGAUCAGAAACGUCUGUGCUUCCCCUGGAUUCAAGAGAAGCAUUCAGUUUUCUGAAGAAAAAGAAAAGCAGUGUAAAAUGCAGUCUGAUGGAGAACGGAGCCCCACCUAGGAAAAAUCUCAGAGCUGAAUGUCAGGACAUCUCUGAAUUAGAUCGUGCUUUGAAAAUUUUCCAACGUGAAAGGAUUGAUUAUGGUCAUAAGUUGGCUUUUUCUGAAUCUACAUCUAUAGAGUUUAAACAGUUCUCUACAAAAUGUAUUCAAGAAUAUGUAGCGCGUAUAAUUCCAGAGUACAUCCCUGCAUUUGCAAAUACUCGUGGAGGCUACCUUUUCAUUGGAGUGGAUGAUAAGAGUAAGAAAGUCUUGGGAUGUAAAACAGAACUUGUUGACCGUGACUCUUUGGAGACAGUGAUAGCAGAAGCAAUAUCCAAGUUGCCCAUUGUCCAUCUCUGCUCCUCUGAAGCAGGAGUGUCCUUCAGGACCAAAUUCAUAGAUGUGUAUCAAGAGAAAAAUGUGUGUAGUUACCUCUGUGCGAUCAAAGUGGAGCCGUUCUGCUGUGCAGUGUUCUCAGAAGCUCCCAAGUCAUGGAUGGUGAACAAGGAGAAGGGCGUCUACCGCCUGACAGCUAAGGAGUGGGUGGGCAUGAUGAUGGACGCUGACCCAGAGGCAGCGGCUGAUCAGCCAUCUCACCACCCCAGAAGCCUAGCAGAAGACUUUGAAUGUCAGCUGAGUCUGUCUACUAGCCCUCCAUGCUGCAGACCAGUGUAUUCUAGGAAAGGUCUGGAACAUAAAGCCAACCUCCAACAAUGUUUAUUUCCAGUGUCACCAGGAUGUUUGCAAUAUAUUCCUGAUUCCCUCUGGAAAGAGCUGUCCUCAGAGCACCAGGGUCUAGAGACCUUAAUAAGCCAGGAAAUCCAUUCUUUCUCCUGCCAAGUGCUGAUCUUCUCUAGAAGCUGGGCCAUGGACCUGGACUUGAAAGAGAAGCAGGGAGUCAUCUGUGAUGCUCUGCUGAUUGCAGAGGACAGCCCCCCCAUCCUCUACACCAUCCUCGGGGAGCAGGAUGCAGGGGGUCAGGACUACUGUACCCACACUGCCUUUACCCUGAAGCAGAAGCUAGUGAACACUGGGGGCUAUACUGGGAAGCUAUGUGUCAUGACCAAAGUCCUCUGCCUGAGUCCCCAGAGCACUGCAGCUUCCACAGAGGGGUCAGCCUGUCCCAUCCAUUACCCCAGCUCCUAUAACCUUGCAGACACCCAGGAAAUGGAGGCCUUGCUUCAGGCCCUCGUGCUGGUCUUGCUCAGCUUCAGAUCUUUCCUGAGUGACCAGCUUGGCUGUGAGAUUUUAAACCUGCUCACAGCCCAACAGUAUGAGAUACUUUCAAAAAAUCUCCAUAAGACCAGAGACCUGUUUGUCCAUGGCUUGCCGGGGUCAGGGAAGACAGUCAUGGCCCUGAAGAUCAUGGAGAAGAUCAGGAACACAUUCCCUUGUGAGACAAACAGAAUUCUCUACAUCUGUGAAAACGAGCGUUUGAGGGACUUUAUCAGUUCAAAAAAUAUCUGCAAAGCAGUGACCAGGAAGACCUUCAUGAUAAAGGAGUACCAUAAUAUUCAACACAUCAUCAUUGAUGAAGCUCAGAAUUUCCGCACUGAAGAUGGGGACUGGUAUGAGAAGGCAAAAGCCAUCACUCAGAGAGAACAAGAUUGUCCAGGCAUUCUCUGGAUCUUUCUGGACUAUUUUCAGACCAGCCACUUGGAUGUUAGUGGCCUCCCUCUUUUCUCCCGCCAGUAUCCGAGAGAAGAGCUCACAAGAGUGGUGCGCAAUGCAGACAACAUAGCCAGGUACCUACAAGAAGAACUGGAGGAAGUCAGAAACAAGCCCCCACCCAACCUCCCUCCUGGGUCCCUGGGGAUGCUCCGUGAGUUUAACUGGGCCCAGGGUGUGUCAGGGAGCGUUGAGAUUAAGAGCAUGAGUUUGAAGACGAUGAUGACCUAUGUAGCAGGGAAAUGCCAGUUUUUCUUGAGUAAUGGCUAUUCUCUCCGAGAUAUCGCUGUGCUUUUCAGCACAGUAAAUGAUGUGCAGUACUAUAAAGACAUGUUCCUGAAAGAAAUGAGGAAGAGGAAAAUGUCUUGCAAUAACAAUGAGCUCAUUUAUAACCAUGACAUGUUUGACAGUGUCCGUCGAUUUUCAGGCCUGGAAAGAAGCAUUGUGUUUGGCAUUGAUCCUCGGGCAGCUGAGCCCGCCAUUUUCCACAACCUUCUGCUCUGCCUGGCUUCCAGGGCAAGGAAACAUCUGUAUAUCCUGAGAUUUUCUAGUCUUCUCCUGUAGUUUUUGACUGACUAUUCUUCAUCAGAAAUAUAUGAUUUCUAACAACAGAAUCUUUUAAGAGAACAGACAUUUUCUGUUUAAAAAAAAAAAAUCUAAUUCCAGGAAAGGAAGAUGACAAAUAACACCGAGGUACAGUCUUCCAGAUUCUCACAGGGAUAAUCUGAAGAAAAUGAGGUGGGGAUAUUAGAAGUGGGUGAUGCCAAAUGUCGUCGACUUUUAUUUUUUAUAUAUUUAUUUCUUUACAUUUGGUCUUUUUGAGACAGGGUCUCCCUGUAGCCUCAGCUGGCCUGGAACUUACUAUGUAGACCAGGAUAGCCUCGAUCUCAUAGGGAUCCACCUGCUUCUGCCUCCCUAGUGUUGGGAUUAAAAGUGUGUAUCACCACACCCUGCUUUGGUGACUUUUUAGUAGCAGUAUAAAGCAGAAAACUUUAAAAAGCAGGAGAGGAAAUCCAGAGUCUGUCCUGGAAGGAUUGGCUCAGUUUAGAGCACUCCCAGCUCACAGGGAGAAGGACUGCUAAUCAAAGAUGCCAGAGACACAGCUCAAGAUAGACUUGGAAAAUCUGUGUGGUGUUUUCAGUAACAAAAUUUUACAAAGAAAAGGCCUAUACAAGAGGUAGAUGACAAUACUUCCAGAUGGUACUUUCUUUCUCUGCACCUGACCCGAACAUUUACAGAUUACCAUUUCAGAAACACCCCUGCUGGGUGUGGGAGAUGGCUCAGUGGGUAGGUGUAUGGGAGAUGGC